This is a messenger RNA of Salvia miltiorrhiza (redroot sage), 2266 nucleotides long. RefSeq names its product V-type proton ATPase subunit B2-like. Gene Ontology annotation, biological process: proton transmembrane transport; ATP metabolic process. NCBI's taxonomy places the organism in Eukaryota, Viridiplantae, Streptophyta, Magnoliopsida, Lamiales, Lamiaceae. Gene Ontology annotation, cellular component: proton-transporting V-type ATPase, V1 domain. The record is from RefSeq and is a predicted model, not a curated record. The transcript is spliced from 15 exons. Bases 277 to 1896 code for a protein of 539 amino acids. Gene Ontology annotation, molecular function: ATP binding; proton-transporting ATPase activity, rotational mechanism.
AAGAGAUACGCUGAGGCUGUCUUUGUCGCCGGGCCGCCAUAGAAGCGACACGUGGCACUCUUCUACACCGUCUGAUUCGUGCCAAUGCGCCCUUACUGCUCAUCACACCACCAGCCAAUCUGCCCGCUUGUUCCUGUUGUACCUUGGCCGGUAAAAAUUCCGCAAAGUUACAGCAGGCUGCAGUAAACCCACGCUUCGACGAGUUGUACACUCCAAUUUCAUUUUCAUUUCUCCAAUUAUUCCAACUGCUGUAAUAAAUAAAAAGGUCAUCGUCACAUGAUCCAUGACUCGAAAAUACUGACAAUUCAUUUUGUUUCAAUUUCAAUUUCAAUUAUUCAGAUCUCAUUAUAUUGUUUUUGCUGUUUUCAUCCAUCUCACUGCAAUUCUCCUCGCUUUCUCUCUGAUUGGGAUUCAGCGAAAAGGUUGAAUAUGGGUGUGACAGAAAACAACAUUGACAUGGAGGAGGGAACUCUGGAGAUCGGAAUGGAAUAUAGAACAGUCUCUGGAGUGGCUGGACCUCUUGUUAUCUUAGACAAAGUCAAGGGACCCAAGUACCAGGAAAUUGUCAACAUUCGCUUGGGAGAUGGAACAACCCGUCGGGGGCAAGUUUUGGAGGUUGAUGGAGAGAAGGCUGUUGUCCAGGUUUUUGAAGGAACAUCUGGAAUUGACAACAAAUACACUACUGUCCAGUUUACUGGGGAGGUUUUGAAAACACCUGUCUCAUUGGACAUGCUCGGUCGUAUUUUUAAUGGUUCUGGAAAGCCCAUUGACAAUGGCCCUCCUAUUCUUCCAGAGGCCUACUUGGAUAUUUCAGGGAGUUCCAUCAAUCCUAGUGAGAGAACCUAUCCUGAAGAAAUGAUACAGACUGGAAUUUCAACUAUCGAUGUCAUGAACUCAAUUGCCCGAGGUCAGAAGAUUCCUCUAUUUUCUGCUGCUGGUCUUCCCCACAAUGAAAUAGCUGCCCAGAUUUGUCGCCAGGCAGGCUUGGUGAAACGUCUCGAGAAAACUGACAAUCUUCUCGAGGGUGGUGAAGAGGACAACUUUGCCAUUGUCUUUGCAGCUAUGGGAGUGAACAUGGAGACAGCGCAGUUUUUCAAACGUGAUUUUGAGGAGAAUGGAUCAAUGGAGCGGGUGACCCUUUUCCUGAAUUUGGCCAAUGACCCUACAAUAGAACGUAUUAUUACUCCUCGCAUUGCACUGACAACUGCAGAAUACUUAGCAUAUGAAUGUGGCAAGCAUGUUCUUGUCAUAUUGACAGAUAUGAGUUCCUAUGCUGAUGCUCUUCGUGAGGUGUCUGCUGCUCGAGAGGAAGUUCCUGGGAGGCGUGGGUACCCUGGUUAUAUGUACACUGAUCUGGCUACCAUCUAUGAGCGAGCUGGACGUAUUGAAGGACGAAAGGGAUCCAUUACUCAAAUUCCUAUAUUAACCAUGCCCAAUGACGAUAUUACACAUCCUACUCCAGAUCUUACGGGGUAUAUCACCGAGGGACAGAUAUAUAUUGACAGACAACUUUACAAUAGGCAGAUAUACCCUCCAAUCAACGUGCUGCCAUCCUUGUCUCGUCUAAUGAAGAGUGCCAUUGGUGAGGGAAUGACACGUCGGGAUCACUCUGAUGUAUCCAACCAGCUAUAUGCAAACUAUGCCAUUGGGAAGGAUGUCCAGGCAAUGAAAGCCGUGGUCGGAGAGGAAGCUCUUUCCUCCGAAGACCUGCUGUAUCUCGAGUUCCUUGAUAAAUUCGAGAAGAAGUUUGUGGCCCAAGGAGCUUAUGACACGCGCAACAUCUUCCAGUCGCUAGACUUGGCGUGGACCCUGCUCCGUAUCUUCCCCAGGGAACUUCUUCACCGUAUUCCAGCCAAGACACUCGACCAAUACUACAGCAGGGACGCGUCCAACUGAGAGGAAGAAGAGCAGAGUUUCGUGUUGGACUAGGGCGCUUCGAGGUGUGUUUCUGGAUGUCUUUUUUGUUAGGUUGUGAAUCUCCUCUUUUAUCUGGUUUGGAAAUAAGAUGGAAAUCUCCCACAAAAGGGCCAAAGGCAGUGACUCCGGAAGUAAAAGAUUUUUUGUAUUCUUUCAAGAGAUAUAAACUCAUCAUGUGCUGUAAUUCGUUUGUAUUAUUUGUGUUGCUCUAAGCUAGAUGAGUGCUGCAGCAUUUGGCCUCUUAAAUUAUAACUUAAUUUUCUUUCUCAACUUCUGGAGUUGUAUUUUGAUGGACAAUUUUGCUUCCUAUCCUAUUAUUCGGUUUAAAAAAUAAAUGGUUUUUAUCUCC